CUCAGACACACCUUAGCCGUCUGACUGUACUACACAGUGUGCCACCCGCACAGCGACCAAGAGUUGAGUGACACAAAGACCACGGCUGCACCGGCGCAUAGCACUAAUAGCGUGCUUGAACCUGCAGACAUCCAUCCAUCCCAUUUCGGUGCCAGCGGGAGGAGAUUCGGUAUCCUUGUAUCUCAUUAACCACGAUGCUUCAGCUCGAACCCUACAAAGGCAGGAGUCGUAAACUCGUGAUCGCCAUCGACAUCGGCACAACAUACAGUGGCGUUUCAUAUUGUGUGUUGGAUCCCGGUGAGAUACCAAAGGUUCUCAGUGUCACACGGUUCCCUGGACAAGAGGGCGAGAACAAGUCAAGGGAUGUCAAGACGCCCUCUGUCCUCUACUACGAUCAGCAAGACCACCUCCGUGCGGUAGGGGCCGAGACGACACUAGAGAAUAUCAAGGAAGAAGCGUACUCGCAGGAUUGGAAACACGUGAAGUGGUUCAAACUUCAUCUUCGUCCUUCGUCCAUUCUACCGGGCGCAGCACUACCUCCAAUAGACGUGGACAAGCCUGUGAUUGAGAUUCUGGCAGAUUAUCUUGCCUACGUAUUCAGAUGUGCCAAGAACUUCAUCUCCGAGACGAACCCUAUCGGAAGACAGGUUUUGAACUCGGACACCCCUAUCGACUUCGUACUCAGCCACCCCAAUGGAUGGGCGGGCCCGCAACAGAACACCAUGAGACGCGCUGCUAUCCUCGCGAAGCUGAUACCCGACAACGUUAAGGGGGCUUCCAGGCUUCAAUUCGUCACAGAAGGAGAAGCGAGUCUCCAAUUUUGCAUCGCAACUGGUCUAGGGGAGGACGUCAUACAUGAGAACAGUAUCGUGACAAUCGUCGACUGUGGUGGCGGCACCAUAGAUUUGAGCACGUACCGUGUUGUUGGGAGCCGGCCCGUUCUCGUGGAGGAAUGUGUUGUUCCCGAAUGUCUCAUUCAAGGAUCAACAAUGGUAAACCACCGAGCGGAGCAACUUCUGAAAGACAAGCUCAGACAGUCUCGCUUCUCGACCGCCGACGACCUCGACGCGAUGAUGACCAGCUUCGACACCAUGACCAAGCCAACCUUCCGAGAUUCUUCUGCGACAUCUUACAUAAAAUUCGGAGGUCCUCGCGACACAGAUGAUACAUACAACAUUCGGCGUGGUAUCCUGUCACUUUCAGGCUCAGAGAUGGCAUCUCUAUUCCAGCCGUCAAUUGAUGCCAUUAAGACCGCAAUCGACUCGCAGUUGUCAGGAGUGGACAUGAACCUCGCUACGUUGCUCCUCGUCGGAGGGUUCGCUACCAGCCCUUUUCUGCGUGCAGGACUCCAGGCACACUCGGACAGCAAGGGCUUGCGAAUGUAUUCCCCGGAGGGUCAAACAUCGAAAGCCGUGGCUGAAGGUGCGCUGUGGUUCUACAUUGAUCGCCGCGUGCGCGCCAGAACUGCAAGGUACACGUACGGCUCUCCGUGCGCACGGUCGUAUGAGCCAUCAAAUCCAGAACAUAUACGGCGUCAACAUCUGUUAUACACUUUUCCAGAUGGUAAAUUGACUUUAGAUGAGGCUUUUGCUUGCAUCAUUCGGAAGGGGACACUGGUCACGGAAACUACAGAAUAUAAUUUCCAUUUCUCAACCCACACGAGAGACCGUAACGAGCACUCGAUCUCUACGAGUGUGAUGUCCUAUCGAGGAGCGGAAAUUGCUCCUGCAUGGCGAGAUGAGGAACCUGAUAUGUUCUCCGUGGCCUGCACAGUCACAGCCACAGAAGCUGAGAGCUCAUGGAGGCGCGGCGAUGGCCCGCUCGGGCCAUACUGGUGGCAGAAUUACGAAGUCAUCCUACUUCUAGGUCUCACUGAGAUUCAAGCCCAGAUCGCUUGGUGGGAGGACGGCGUACAACGGAGAACUCCCGCGAUUAUCGUCUACGAUGAUGAAGAGUAGAGAAGGACUGGUAUGGAUGGGCGACAGUGCGUAAACAGACCUCGAGACGGACGUAAAAUCGGUGAAUGGUUGCGCUCCCUGUAAUAUCAUUUUUUGAGUUGUAGCAUUGCGGUACACAUGAUGUUCAACACUGCAUGGGGCCCUGAU
Messenger RNA from Rhodofomes roseus, 2105 nucleotides. RefSeq lists its product as uncharacterized. The coding region runs from base 195 to 1958 and encodes 587 amino acids. Lineage: Eukaryota; Fungi; Basidiomycota; Agaricomycetes; Polyporales; Fomitopsidaceae. The transcript has 15 exons. The record is from RefSeq and is a predicted model, not a curated record.